Messenger RNA from Gilbertella persicaria, 1139 nucleotides. RefSeq names its product acyltransferase-domain-containing protein. Gene Ontology annotation, molecular function: 1-acylglycerol-3-phosphate O-acyltransferase activity. Gene Ontology annotation, cellular component: endomembrane system. The record is from RefSeq and is a predicted model, not a curated record. Bases 110 to 1006 code for a protein of 298 amino acids. The transcript is spliced from 5 exons. Lineage: Eukaryota; Fungi; Mucoromycota; Mucoromycetes; Mucorales; Choanephoraceae.
GUCGUUUUUAUUUAAUAUGCAUGUUAUUAGAAGCAUAUCUGAAGCCGUUAAUGCUGUGUUCUAUAGUGUUUCUUUAUUUGGGUAAUAUAUAAAGACACACAGUUCUUUUAUGUUGAACUCUAUUUCUAGUUUAGCAGGCACUUUGAACGCGAUCCAGAUCACUUCCUUUAUUUUAAGACCUUUCUCAGAACGCUUGCUUGUCAAGAUCAACUCCAAGUUGGUUGGUGCCACUUGGAAAGCCAUGCAAUAUUUUUUCGAACGUCGUAAAAAAGCUCGUAUUACAUUCUCUGGAGACAACCUUCCUCAAAGCGAAAGCGCUCUUGUGCUAUGCAACCAUCAAUCAUGGUCAGAUAUUUAUUUGAUUCACUCAGUUGCCAACAGAAGAAGUAUGCUUGACAAUUGCAAAUACUUUGUUAAGGAUUCUAUUAAAUAUCUACCAUUUUUUGGAUGGGGCAUGUGGUUGGCAGGCUUUAUCUUUGUCAAGCGUGCAUGGACAAAAGAUCAAAAAAAGAUUCAAUCAACAUUCAGUACAAUCAAGCGUCUUCAAACACCAGCAUGGAUCAUUAAUUAUGUCGAAGGCUCUCGUAUAACACCAAAAAAGCUUUACGAAUCACAAAACUUUGCCCGUGAACGUAACUAUAAAGUAUUAGACCAUCUUCUUUUACCGCGUACAAAAGGAUUUGUAUGCUGUGUCAACGAGUUCAGGGGAUCGCAUAUCAAGUAUGUCUAUGAUUUUACGAUUGCCUAUCGCCACCGUACACAACUAAAGCAGUUUCAUCAAGCACCUAGUAUGGUGCGCAUACAUAUUCGCUCCUUAUGGCCAGAAUAUGAAUUCCAUGUGCAUUGUAGACGAUUUGCUAUUGAAGAUUUACCAGAAGAUGAAAAUGAGUUGGGUGAAUGGUUGAGAGAAAGAUGGGCUGAAAAAGAUGCUAUUCUAGCCACAUUGAAAAGAGAUUGGACGAAUGGACUGGAUAAACGAAUUAUGUGGAAAGAAUCCUCCUGGUGAGGAGAUUGCUAUAUUUUUCUUUAACUAUAGAACCCUACUGCAUUCUCUUACCAUCAUGUUUGAACAUAAAACAUAUAGAAUGACAAUAAUAAUAAAAAAAAUCAUGCCAUUUGACAUUUACCGAGAAACUCAG